Messenger RNA from Fusarium poae, 1182 nucleotides. RefSeq lists its product as uncharacterized. NCBI's taxonomy places the organism in Eukaryota, Fungi, Ascomycota, Sordariomycetes, Hypocreales, Nectriaceae. Bases 1 to 1182 code for a protein of 393 amino acids. The record is from RefSeq and is a predicted model, not a curated record. The transcript has a single exon.
AUGUCGUUAGAUGAGGCGUCAGUCGAAUUGAAUGAGGUAAAGGCAGCGCUUCGGUGGCACAGCAAUGAUACGCCGCGAUACCUCUCUGAGCCAGACCCUAAAAGCUCAUUUAUCCGAUUCACAUUACAUCUCGACACAACAUCGGCCCUAUUUGCAGUACAAAUUCCCAUUAGCUAUAAGCAACACACCAAAAUCUCGACCAUCUACAUACACAUUCACCCUCGAUCUAUCCUCUCCCUCACGCACUCCAUUCAACAAGAGCUCCCCGAUGCCGUCAAGCCCAUCUUUGACUCUGCGUCUCCAUCUGCGAUAUGUCUUGAUUUAAAGCUCAGCGACCCUGUUGCCAUUCUUAUUCCGACCUUCAUCAGCGAGCCAGUUACGGCAGCCCGGUUGCGCUCGGGUAUCAUACUUGAUUCAGUCCAUGAUCUGGUACAAACAACAACAACCUCUCUUCGGAUUUACAUGCCAAAUGAUGCAUUAUCUCCACAUCAGCUCCAGGUUGUUUGCGAUGCAAAUACCUUACGUCUGUUUUCUAACUCGGACUAUGGCGACCAUUCUCGAUGGUUCUCGGACCGUGGCGCUAAGAUUACAACACUUUUAAAGCCUUCGCCACCUUCUUACAAUGCAAGCACGGAUGCUCAAGAGAACACUCCCUUGUAUAACGAAUCAGCAAUCUUCGCCCCCCCUGCGACUUCCCACAAGCGUAAACGAAGCCAAGACCUUGUCGACAAGCCUGACCGUGUCCCUAGUGCGGCCGUAAUCUGGGACAGGUUACUAGAACUCGAGGCUGUGGUCCAGCAUCGCCCACAAUCAAUUAUCUCAAAGGAUCAAUCACAACACGUCCAAAAGCUACAUGACGCCAUCGCCGACCUGCAAACACAACUUACGCAAUGCGAGAACAAGGUUACAGAUCGAGAUGCCGUCAUCGCCAAACUGCAAACACAGCUCGCUCAAUGCGAAAAGAAAGUUGAAGUGUUAGACACCGAAAUUGCAUCUUUGCGAGAAGCCCAAGACGAAGCCAAUAACGAAGAGAGUGUGGCAAUGAUCGACAUUCACGACAGCCUCCGCGACUUUGAGCAAAAGUUGGACUUUAUCACAAGGGGGAAGGAUGACGAUGAGUUUAAACACACUCUGAAAGAGGACCUGUUCGAGGAACUAAUAGCAAGACUAUCCCGCGGCUGA